AGCACGUUAUUUAGAAAAAGUCGAGAUUUUCCGUAGUAAAAUUAAGAAAACCCAUAGUUUUUCAACAGCAAAUACUUUUUGAAUUGACAAGUGAACGACAUAGAUCAUCAUGGCAGUUAACUUUUUUCCGGAUGACUGGGAAUCGAUUUCAAAAGAAGAAUUGUCAUCUGCCAGAUCGAGGCUGGCAGGAUUCAUUGAAGCCGUUCCGGAUAAGGACAGGGAACUAAGAGAGCAAUUGGAAGCAUUAGAGAAAAUUACGAUGUCCACUCAAAAUGGAAUACUUGGAUCACUAAGAUUGAUUGCUACGAUGGAACAAGGAGCCAAUAAGACUGCAGCAAAAGAUGUCCUGGCUGAGUUCAGAAAGGCCCAUGAGCUUAUGCGCCAUCGGCUCUUCAUUCUGACAAUUUGGCGCAAAUUCGACUAUGCCACUGCUGACAAAGUUGCCAGAAGAAAGGCUGGGGAAUACUUGGAUGCUGAUCUCGCUAAAGUCUUGGAGGAAAAAGACAAGAGGGAAAUAAAACGUGAACGGGAGAAAGAAAAGGACAGAUCACGUGGCCAAGGAAAACGUUUCAGAGGCAACCACUCAUAUCAGGUCGAUUUUGGAGCUGGACCUUCAAAUCCCAGGGGCUACCACGGGCACGGCGUACAAGCUUCAAGAGGUGGCCGAGGUGGAUCCACUCGAGGUGGAGGACAAGCUCCAACGACCGAACGCAGAUAUUAUGUUUGUCAGUAAUUGGAACAUUUUGCCAGGAAUUGCCCCAACAGAAAGUAACGAUUGUUUGAUUA
This is a messenger RNA of Daphnia magna, 786 nucleotides long. RefSeq lists its product as uncharacterized. NCBI's taxonomy places the organism in Eukaryota, Metazoa, Arthropoda, Branchiopoda, Diplostraca, Daphniidae. The record is from RefSeq and is a predicted model, not a curated record. The coding region runs from base 110 to 733 and encodes 207 amino acids. The transcript has 2 exons.